Messenger RNA from Symbiodinium natans, 912 nucleotides. Lineage: Eukaryota; Dinophyceae; Suessiales; Symbiodiniaceae. The record is from the annotation of a GenBank genome assembly.
AUGUCUCCAAUGCUUGCCCUGCUGUUCGCUGCUAGAACCCUUGCGGUGCUGGGUGGCAGCUGCGGAAUGGAAAGGCUGACUAUGGAAGGCGCGUAUGGCUGCAAUUGGAAUCAGGAGGGUGACGACAACAUGUAUUGCAACCUUGCUUGCACAAGCGACCUGCAUGCCACACAAACAGAUGAGAAGAAGGCAGAAUUACGGCCACCGCACAUGGAAAAAUGCGGUCGUGAAUACCGCACGUCGAUAGAAGUGACCUGCGCGAAACCCAUGAACGAGUUCCCCAAUGCUUGCAGUUCAACCGGACCUCUGCAAUUUGUUCGCAAAGGACGUGACUAUAUCUACAUGACCCUCUUCACCUACAGGACGGAGGCUCUGCCAACCGGAUCCGAGGUGGUACUCGAAGUGCAGUGGCAGUGGGAUUCCGGCCAAGGCUGCUCGCAGAAGUACAACGUCACUUAUGACAAGUGCUUCGGCCUCGAUACCACCUCCGUGGGCAACAAAGUUGACGAGCCCGCUGUGGCCCCGCCGAGGCCGCCAAAGAACUCUUAUCUCUUCCGGCACGUGGGCCCAACCACGACGCAGACGUCGAUUACCAGAACCACGGAAACGAGAACCUCAGUGACUAAGACGACCGUAACCAUCACAUCCAUCACGGCAACCACGACAGCCACACAGACCACAACGAUGACGACAUUGACCGGAACGCUCACUACCAGCACCGUCUCAACCACGACGGCAACGACGACAGAGCCACCAAGUCCCCUGAGUAACUCUCUUCCUUGGCUCCUGGUUGCCGUUCUUCUUCUUGCGGUUGGGGUUGGCCUCUACACCGUCAGGAGGCGGAGCGAAGACGAGCAGCGGUUGCGGGAUGCGAGAGAGAUUGAGCUGCCGGGGCUGCCGGGGCGCUAUUGA